Messenger RNA from Penicillium pulvis, 1176 nucleotides. RefSeq lists its product as uncharacterized. The transcript has a single exon. The coding region runs from base 1 to 1176 and encodes 391 amino acids. The record is from RefSeq and is a predicted model, not a curated record. Gene Ontology annotation, molecular function: protein binding. Lineage: Eukaryota; Fungi; Ascomycota; Eurotiomycetes; Eurotiales; Aspergillaceae.
AUGGGCUCUUCAGGCCCAGUUCACGAUGGCUCAUGGCAAGAUGAGCUGAAUUUAGAGACCCUUUUGUCAGAGAGCCAGUUGAGCAUUGAUGACAUGAAUAAACCCACGGAAUUUGCAUGCGAUCUCGAACAAACGGUUUUUAAUCUCGCCAAAAACGUCGAAGAUAUCAAAUUCAGCGUCAUGGAAUCACAGAAGCACAGGGGGAAAAUGAUGGAGAUGGUCUCAUCCCUGGAGUUACCCGCGAUCCCGCCCAGUCUUGAUGAAGGACUCGAUGAGCUCCGAAUGUCCUGUGCACUUUCGAUGGCGAUUGAGUACAUAGGAUGGAAGGCAUUCGAUCCUGCUAAGCAGCAUGCUAAGCAAGCACUCGAUUUCGCCGCACGCCAAGGCAAUGAAACAAGUAUCGCCAGGUGCAACUACUGGUUGGGCCGAAUCGAGUUGGAGCAAGGCAACAUACCCUCUGCCUACAAGUUCUUCAUGGCUGCACGGCCCUGUGCCAUGAAUGACAAGGGCUUGGAAGGGUCAACCUUGGAAUACUAUUUGAAAAUUUCACACCCAACACUUGGCGAGAAACAUCGAAGGCGUGUCUCGCCCCUUAGGAGUCACGCUAAGCUUGAGGGUACUCUCACCCAGGUUGAUACACACCACUCGGGCAAUAAUCAAUCGAAGAAGCGCAAGCAGUUUACCUGGACAUCUGAGCUUGUCCUACGACCUGCGAAAUUGGCUGGUCAUCCGCAAGCAGGCUCAGUCGCUGCAAAGGGCAAUCGCAAACACAAUAAUAGACCCGUUGUCUGGGAAGCGGAAAACACCGAGGACGCUCUCCAUGCCAACAGCCCUCUACGGAUCAUCCCGAAAGACGAAAUCAACGCAGAUGGAAUGGAAUGGCUGACAGUCGCCAAGUCUGGUCCGCGUCUUUCUCAAAGUAAAUUCACAUUUCGCUGCUAUCCCAAAGGUCUGGCACCACGUUCGCGCCCUACAGAGAUAUUUCCUGAACAGCCAGGGGAGAACAUAAUAGCUGCCGAGAAAUGGGAGGUCUUACAUGAGCACUUCAAGAUCAAGAGAGUCACACUGGCCUAUCUGUCUCUUGAAAGAUGGAGGAACUUUGGACUAGACAGGAGUUUCAAGGACAAUAUGGCUAAGAAAGGGGUCUCAUGGCGAUUCCAGGAGACAUAUUUUUGA